Messenger RNA from Leptinotarsa decemlineata (Colorado potato beetle), 1160 nucleotides. It is a transcript of the gene Rrp40, whose product is annotated as exosome complex component Rrp40. Gene Ontology annotation, molecular function: RNA binding. Gene Ontology annotation, biological process: TRAMP-dependent tRNA surveillance pathway; U4 snRNA 3'-end processing; exonucleolytic trimming to generate mature 3'-end of 5.8S rRNA from tricistronic rRNA transcript (SSU-rRNA, 5.8S rRNA, LSU-rRNA). Gene Ontology annotation, cellular component: cytoplasmic exosome (RNase complex); nuclear exosome (RNase complex). NCBI's taxonomy places the organism in Eukaryota, Metazoa, Arthropoda, Insecta, Coleoptera, Chrysomelidae. The record is from RefSeq and is a predicted model, not a curated record.
AUAAAAAAAGAAGAAGAAGAAGGUUGCAUUUUACGUUGGUUAGGUUCAAUUCAUAGUUUUAUAUUUUUUAUUACCUAUUCUGUGGUUUUAUCCUACUACAAACUGAAAUUUCUAUAAACAUGGCCAAAAUAGGAGACUUUGUUUUACCGGGAGAAGUUGUAAGUGAUAGCAUAAAGUCUCUCAGAGGUGUUACAGUAAUUGGGCCCGGUCUGAGGCAGAAUGAAGAGAACCCAAAUACACUAUACAUAACUGAGGCAGGUAAAUUGUGUUUUAAAGAGCCAAACACUUAUUGGAUUGAAGGAAAUAGAAACCAUUACAUACCAAAGCGAGGCGACCUGGUAGUCGGAAUAGUUGUGAAGAAAGCUGGCGAUUCCCUGAAAAUAGAUAUUGGAAGUGCAGAAUUUGCAUCUUUAUCAAUGUUAUCUUUCGAAGGAGCUACUAAGAAGCAUAAGCCAGAUGUUCAAGUUGGUGAUCUUGUCUAUGCCAAACUGUUGAAUGCUCACCGCGAGAUGGAACCAGAACUAGUUUGUAUUGACUCUUAUUACAAAGCUGGGAAACUUGGAAUUUUGAGUAACGAUGGUUUCCUCACAAACAUCAGUCUUGGUCUAGCCCAAAAACUUUUAGAUAUUGAAAAUCCUUUAUUGAGAACGCUGGGAAAAAAGUUUCCCUAUGAAAUUGCUAUAGGAGUGAACGGAAAAGUUUGGAUAAAUUGUAAACAAUCUAAAGAUGUUAAUACUUUGAUAAAAACCUUUGAGUUUGCUGAACAACAUGACAAAUCUAUUAUUGAUAUUUGUAAUCAAUUGACUUGAAAUACAAUUUACAAGUACUAAAAUAUUUGUAACGUGCAUAAAACCCUGGGAUUAACACUAUUUCCACAUUGUUGUUGAAAUUCUAUAAUGAUGACGAAUACAUUGGAAUCUAUAGAAAUGUCUAAAAAAAAUAUUCACGUUGAUGCAGAAGGGUUACUACUAAAUAUUGAACAGAAAGUUGUAUAUAAAUCAGAAUCUGUGACAAAUUGAAUAUUCUUAUGAUUCUGACUUUUCUGUUCUACUUGGGAACUGUUGUGUGAUAUAAAGAUAGAAAAUUGUAACAUUUUGUGAUGUUAAUGUGCCGUCUUUAUGUGGGUUACUAAUAUACAAAUUACAACUCAACACUAUAAA